This is a messenger RNA of Arachis stenosperma, 3362 nucleotides long. RefSeq lists its product as uncharacterized. The record is from RefSeq and is a predicted model, not a curated record. The transcript has 2 exons. NCBI's taxonomy places the organism in Eukaryota, Viridiplantae, Streptophyta, Magnoliopsida, Fabales, Fabaceae. Bases 238 to 3123 code for a protein of 961 amino acids.
GACAGUUCAACACAGUUGGGAAGAAGAAAAUAUUAGGAAGAAAAUAACGCAGCAGUCGCAUGGUUUUGCAGAUUUUCUCCCUCUCUUCUUUUUGGUAGCUAUACUCACUCACUUCAAUUCUUCAUCACCCUGCAUGGUCAAUCUGAAUGCGAGGACUGUAAUCAAUUAAUCAAUGUAGCCUGUUUGUCAGAUCGCCUAUCCAUACCACUAACGUCGGGUUUUAAAUCUGAACUUUUGAUGGAUUGCAAUAAAGAAGAGGCCUUAAGGGCCAAGGUUCUUGCAGAACAGAAGAUGCAAAGCAGGGAUUUCCCAGGUGCUCGUAAAUUUGCUCUCAGGGCUCAGCAGUUAUUUCCUGAUGUGGAGAACAUUGCUCAGAUGCUUGUUGUUUGUGAUGUGCAUUGCUCUGCAGAGCAAAAAUUGUACGGUAAUGAGAUGAACUGGUAUAAAAUUCUUCAGAUUGAGGUGACAGCUGAUGAGGCCACAAUUAAGAAGCAGUACAGGAAGUUUGCUCUCCAACUUCAUCCUGACAAAAACAAGUAUGCCGGUGCAGAAGCAGCAUUCAAGCUGAUUGGGGAAGCACAACGAAUUCUUUUGGAUAGAGAAAAACGCUCUGAGCUUGACAGGAAGUGCAGGGUUGUAAUGCACGGGCCUUCUAUGGCACCUCAUCAUCAACAGAAGUUUCAGAUGAAUUAUAAUUCUGUAACACAAAACACUGUGAGGCCUAAUUUUACGACCUUUAAUCCUUGGCAGCAGCAACAACAGCCUUCUCAAACAUCUCAACAGGGGAUCAAUGGUGACCGCGCUACCUUUUGGACUGCAUGCUCAUUUUGUUCGGUUAGAUAUGAGUAUUAUAGGGAAGUUUUGAAUAGAUCUCUUCGCUGUCAACAUUGCAAUAAGCCCUUUAUUGCAUAUGAUGUCGAUGUUCAAGGUACAACCCCAGCAACUAAUCUAAGUCAGCAAACUUUCACCCAGCGGACAUAUGGCCUCAAUCAUGGUGCCGUGAAGGUGGAUUUUGGAGCUCAAGCUAAUCUGCAUACAAAGAAGUCCGAUCCAGAGUCUAGGGCAAACAAAGGCUCUACUUCUGAUGUCUCCAAAAAGCCAAAUGGAAAGAGGAGCAGGAAGCAGAUGGUUGAAUCCAGUGAAAGUUCUGAUUCGUUUAGCAGUGAUUCUGACGACAUGUUUGCUAACGAUAAUGGUUUUACUGAUUUGGAAAAGAAUUCGGCUUCUAGAGAAGAGCAUCCGCGGAGGUCUACACGGCAAAAGCAUCAGGUUUCCUACAAUGAGAAUGCAAGUGAUGACGACGAUGAUGAAUCAUUUGAGCCUUCAAGAAUCAAUACGGGGAAUGGAUCAUCAAACCCUGCUAAUGAAAUGAAUAAUCAAAAUGGUUUAGCCUCUGGUCUGAAAGAUAAUAAAAAAGCUGUAAAGCGAGACUCUGAAGAGGACUUGGUAAAUAGAAAUGCGAAAAUUAAAGAAGUGAGGGGUGAAGAAGUAGUGGGAGAUUCAAAAGUAGAUGAAGCUUCAGAGAAUGAUGUCUAUCCUGAUCCAGAGUUUAGUGACUUUGACAAGGACAAGAAAGAGGAUUCUUUUGCUGCUGGGCAGAUUUGGGCUAUUUAUGAUAUGGCAGAUGGCAUGCCAAGAUUUUAUGCUUUGAUAAAAAAAGUUAUGUCUCCUGGGUUCAAGUUGCGGAUAACAUGGCUCGAACCAGAUCCAGAUGACGAUGAUGAAAUCAGCUGGUCGAAUCAGGAAUUGCCAAUUGCAUGUGGGAAGUAUAAACUUGGUAGCAGUGACAUCAUUGAAGGCCAUGAGACGUUCUCGCAUGAGAUUACUUGUGAAAAGGUUGGCCGGAGCUCUUUCAACGUGUACCCUAGAAAGGGAGAAACUUGGGCUCUUUUUAAAAACUGGGAUAUUAAAUGGCAUAAGGAUGCAGAAUCCCAUCGGAAGUUUGAUUUUGAGUUUGUGGAAAUCUUGUCAAAUUAUGUUGAAGGUGACGGAGUAUUUGUUGCAUUAUUGGGGAAGUUGAAAGGCUUUGUGAGUCUCUUCUUUCCUAUUUUGAAGGACGGUAAGCCAUUAUUUCAAAUACCAUCAACACAGUUGUUCAGAUUCUCUCACAGGGUUCCGUCUUUUCGGAUGACUGGUCAGGAAGGAGUAGGUGUUCCUAUGGGAUCUUUAGAACUUGAUCCUGUAUCCUUGCCUAUGAAUCUGGAUGAGAUUGAACUUCCUGGAGAAUUAAUAGGGAAAACUAGUCAAAGUCCAUCUGUUGGGAUGAGUUCAAGGUCUUCAGAUGCCUUAAAAUUCUCCAUGAAAUCUGACACACAUGCAUCUACUUCUAAGAUUAACUUGGAAGGUCAAAAUUCAACACUAAGGACCAAGGCUCCUGUUGAUCAUAUUGCUAAUGGUAGUGCUCCUUCAGCUUCAGUGGCAGCAGCUAUUCAAGUACCCAAACAGCAGUUCUUCAAUUUUGAUGAGGAGAGAUCAAAGGUUGGCGUUGGUCAGGUUUGGGCAAGUUAUGGUGGACAGGAUGGAGCACCAAGGUAUUAUGGUUUGAUUAUAUUGAUUAAGCCUAGCCCAGAUUUUGAGGUGCAUGUUUUGAAUCUUACUAAUUGCUGGAUACCAGAUACCGCUGUUAAAUGGGAUGACAAGAAAAUGAUCGUUCCUUGCGGACGAUUUCGGGUUAUACAAAGUCCUGUUGUCUCUAUUCUUAAGGACACAAAUUCUUUUUCACAUCAGCUGCAUCCUGUUACUGAUGGUAAUGGCAGGGAUAAGGAGUUCAUAAUAUUCCCAAGGAAAGGUCAAGUUUGGGCAUUGUAUAGGAAAUGGACAACUAAAAUCAGGCGAGCCGAUUUGUUAAAGAUGGAGUAUGACAUAGUGGAAGUUGUUGAAGAAGAUAAUAAUAGUUUGGGGAUAGAGGUGUUGCCUUUGGAGAAGGUGAGUGGUUAUCAUUCAGUCUUUAAGGGCAAAUCAAAUGGGAGAUCACCUGCAACCCAGAGAAUACCUAGCAGAAAAUUGCUCAUGUUCUCCCACCAAAUCCCAGCAUUCAGACUCACAGAAAGACAUGGCAAUCUGAAAGGUUUCCUCGAAAUUAGUCCGCGAGCUCUGCCGGCUAAUUAUUUAACCGAUAGAUGAGGGGUAAGCUAAGAAUCUUUAGGCUAAUGGGAAUAAUACUGCUUUUAUUUAUGUUACUACUUUAACCAUGGUGUAAAAUUUGUUCAGAUGUCAUUUUUAGACUCUUUUCCCCCACCUUUUCCCGCUUUGUAAUUAGGUGAAGAUUUUAGAUAUUUAUUUAUAUGUGCAUGACAGCACCUGAACCUGCAGUAUAAGGGCAUUUGAGGUGCAUUGUCAAUUUGAUUUGGGUUGCGCUACAA